AUGAGUCAUCAUCACCAUCAUCACCAUGCCUCUUUAUUGGUUGCCUAUAUUCUUUGGUUCUUUUUAGGUCUUCUUGGUAUUCACAGAUUCUACCUUGGUCGUACUAUUUCAGGUAUUGUUUACCUCUUUACUGGUGGUAUUUUCGGUAUUGGCUGGUUAGUUGAUAUCUUUUUACUUCCAAGUCUUGUUCGUCAUUAUAAUAAUAAACACCACGAUCAUACAACUGUUAUUGUUGCUCCAGCCCCAGUUGUAUAUCAAGCAGGUUCACAACACUAUGCUCCAUACCAACCACAACCAUACUAUGCUCAACAACCAAUUUCACCACAACAACAACAAUACUAUCAACAACCAUACCAACCACAACCAUAUCAACCACAACCACCAUCAUACCAACCAUAA
Messenger RNA from Dictyostelium purpureum, 399 nucleotides. RefSeq lists its product as uncharacterized. The coding region runs from base 1 to 399 and encodes 132 amino acids. The transcript has 3 exons. NCBI's taxonomy places the organism in Eukaryota, Evosea, Eumycetozoa, Dictyosteliales, Dictyosteliaceae. The record is from RefSeq and is a predicted model, not a curated record.